This is a messenger RNA of Manihot esculenta (cassava), 1389 nucleotides long. RefSeq names its product plant intracellular Ras-group-related LRR protein 7. The record is from RefSeq and is a predicted model, not a curated record. NCBI's taxonomy places the organism in Eukaryota, Viridiplantae, Streptophyta, Magnoliopsida, Malpighiales, Euphorbiaceae. The transcript is spliced from 10 exons. Bases 323 to 1108 code for a protein of 261 amino acids. Gene Ontology annotation, molecular function: protein binding.
GAAAUAGAGAGGAGCCAAACAGGGCAAAGACUGAUGACUCUCCGCGGAUUAGAAGCUAAUAAUUAGAAAGGCAGAAAAUCGCAAUUCAUAUGCACAGAAUCGCAAAAUCCAAGGAAGCCCAACAACUCUCCUUGGUUGUGGUCUCCGAGGGUCCUCUCCAAUAGCUAAAUGACGACUCUUGGUCCCUUGAUCAUCUAAAACAUCGUCUCUUUCCUUACUGGGGGUGGGUAAGAAAACCAAAACCUCAGUUUUUGAUCCUCCUUUUUCUAUACUUCUAUUGUUUUUGUGUCAAAGUUCUUGUCACAAGAGAAUUCGAACGACGAUGGGUUGCUGUCCCAGCCAAGACGCCGAUUCCAAAGCCAGCAGGACUACCCGUUGGCGAUCCACGGGCAUUGUUGCCCUGCGGGACGCCAAAUUGAAGACUUUUCCGAAUGAGGUUCUUGAUUUGGACAAAAGUGUGCGCACCCUUGAUUUAACUCACAAUAAACUAGUUGACAUUCCCAUGGAGAUUAGCAAGUUACUCAACAUGCAGCGCCUGGUUUUGGCUGAUAAUCAUAUCGAACAACUACCAGUGAACUUGGGAAAGCUGCAAUCUUUAAAAGUUAUGAUACUCGAUGGGAAUCAAAUUACUUCCUUGCCUGAUGAAUUGGGCCAGCUGGUGAGGCUUGAGCGGUUGUCAAUCUCAGGAAAUAUGUUAACAUCCUUGCCUGACACAAUUGGGAGCUUGCGCAAUCUAUCACUAUUAAAUGUUUCAAAUAACAAGUUAAAGACUCUUCCUGAAUCAAUUGGGAGUUGCUUCUCUCUGGAAGAAUUGCAAGCAAAUGAUAAUUUGAUUGAAGAACUUCCUGGAUCAGUAUGCAAUCUUGUUCACUUGAAGUCGCUUUCCUUAAACAACAAUAAUGUGAGCCAGAUUCCCUCAAAUUUGUUGAAAGACUGCAAAGCUCUCCAGAAUCUCUCUCUUCAUGAGAAUCCUAUUUCUAUGGAUCAAUUUCAGCAGAUGGAAGGAUUCCUGGAUUUUGAAGCGAGAAGAAAGAGGAAGUUUGACAAACAAAUUGAUUCAAAUGUGAUGAUCAGUUCCAAAGGGCUCGACGAGGGCGUUGAUCUAUGAUGAUAGCAUGUUGGCAGUCCUUGCCAGAAGGAUGCAUGACAGAGUUGGACGGGUGGAGGCAAUGUUUAAUGCAAGGAAUUGGAAUUGGAAUUAUAUCUCAACAGCUGUAGAUUCUGAAUAGCUUUUCUUCUUAUCUGUGACUGUAUUCAUAUUAAAUUCUUGGCAGAUUUGAAAUAAAAAUAUAAUAUUAAACUGGUUUUCUUAUUGUAAAUGUCAACGGUGGUAGUUUCUUGUGGUCCCCUAUUUAAAGUUUAUAUGAAAUACAAUCGCUAAUUAAUUUA